CGUCUACCUGUUUGUGAAACGUUUCACUGUUUUCCAAUUACUUGGAGGGAUAUGUCGGACUCGGAGGCAAGUAAUUUAUCCGACAACGAGAGUGAGCAUGGCGGUGGCGGUAGUGAGAGCGAUCAGGAUGAGAAUCGCUCAGUAAAAUCUGGUGCAGGCAGCGAUGGUGGCAGCGUCGGAGAGAGAUCGCAUAGCGCUUCUCGCAGUAGAAGCCCGUCUAGGUCGCGGUCUAGAAGUCCGUCCAGAUCUCGUUCACGAUCUCGUUCAGCGUCUGGCUCAGAGGAUGGCAGAGGAGAUGAAGCAGAGGAAGUUAGAUCUGGAGAUGAAGAAUUGGUGGAGCCUGAAGAAGAGCCAGAAGGAGAAGACUUGGCUGGAAGUAGCGAAUAUGAUGAGGAAGAAGAGGAGGAGGAUGAUGAUAGGCCUCGAAAGAAAAAGAAAAAGGACAAAUACCGUGAUUUCAUCAUAGAUGAAGCAGAAGUAGACGAUGAAGUUGAGGAUGAUGAUGAAUGGGAAGAAGGUGCUCAAGAAAUUGGUAUUGUUGGAAAUGAAGUGGAUGAAUUAGGUCCUACUGCUAGGGAAAUUGAAGGUAGACGUAGAGGCACCAAUCUUUGGGAUUCCCAGAAGGAAGAUGAAAUAGAAGAAUAUCUGAGAAAGAAAUAUGCGGACGAGUCUAUCGCUACUCGUCAUUUCGGAGAUGGUGGUGAAGAAAUGAGUGACGAAAUCACUCAACAAACUUUGCUACCAGGUGUGAAAGAUCCAAAUCUGUGGAUGGUGAAAUGUCGUAUUGGAGAAGAGAAAGCGACAGUACUUCUGUUAAUGCGAAAAUUUAUAACAUACCAAUUUUCGAACGAACCUCUUCAGAUAAAAUCUGUUGUUGCGCCGGAAGGAGUGAAGGGUUACAUUUACAUAGAAGCAUACAAGCAGCCACACGUAAAAGCUGCUAUCGAGAACGUAGGAAAUUUGAGAAUGGGUAUUUGGAAACAGCAGAUGGUACCGAUCAAGGAAAUGACGGAUAUACUACGCGUAGUCAAAGAACAAACAGGCUUGAAAGCGAAACAAUGGGUUAGACUGAAGAGAGGAAUUUAUAAAGACGACAUAGCUCAGGUGGAUUACGUUGACUUGGCACAGAAUCAGGUGCACUUGAAACUGUUGCCCAGAAUUGAUUAUACUAGACCACGUGGAGCUUUAAGGACAGCUCAAAGCGAAUCAGAAGCCUUAAAACGCAAAAAGAAAAGAAGACCACCAGCUAAGCCGUUUGACCCUGAGGCAAUUCGAGCUAUCGGAGGAGAAGUUACCAGCGACGGAGACUUUUUGAUUUUCGAGGGAAAUAGAUAUAGUAGAAAAGGAUUUUUGUACAAGAAUUUUACAACAAGUGCGAUUAUUGCGGAAGGUGUAAAACCAACUUUGUCCGAACUGGAAAGGUUCGAGGAAGCUCCUGAGGGGGUCGAAUUAGAUUUAACCGGUGGAUUAGGAACUGGACUUUCUGGUAAUAAAGAGGACUCGGCGGUGACCCAUUCUUUCAGUACAGGAGAUAAUGUAGAAGUGUGCGAGGGUGAAUUGAUCAAUUUGCAAGGAAAGAUCGUCUCGAUCGAUGGAAAUAUGAUUAUGGUUAUGCCGAAACACGAGGAGCUAAAGGAAGCACUGGAAUUUCAAGCAUCAGAGUUACGGAAAUAUUUUACUAUGGGCGAUCACGUUAAGGUUGUGGCUGGAAGAUACGAGGGUGACACUGGUUUGAUAGUUCGUGUAGAACAGAACAGAGUAGUGUUAUUUUCCGAUCUAUCGAUGCACGAACUCGAAGUCCUUCCAAGGGACUUGCAGCUUUGCUCAGAUAUGGCAACCGGUGUAGACAGUUUAGGUCAGUUCCAGUGGGGUGAUUUAGUACAAUUUGAUGCACAAACAGUAGGAGUUAUCGUUCGACUUGAGCGUGAGAACUUCCACGUGCUUUCUAUGCACGGGAAGGUGAUCGAAGCCAGACCUCAAGGAUUGACUAAAAGACGCGAGAACAGAAACGCGGUAGCGUUAGAUUCUCAACAGAACCCUAUACAAAAGAAAGAUAUUGUCAAAGUUGUGGAUGGUCUACAUGCUGGAAGAGGUGGCGAAAUUAAACAUUUAUACAGAAGUUUUGCUUUCCUACAUUCGAGAAUGUUUGUUGACAACGGUGGAAUUUUCGUUUGCAAGACGAGGCAUUUACAACUUUCUGGCGGAAAUAAAUCCAACAUAUCAUCCAUGUCACCAGUAGCAGGAUUUAUGUCACCGAGAAUUGCAUCACCAAUGCAUCCUAGUGGAGGUGGCUUUGUACGUGGUGGAGGUGGAAGAGGCCGAGGUCGUGGAGGUGGAGCCAGACGCGACAGAGAAUUAAUAGGAACCACAAUCAAAAUAACCGGUGGACCAUACAAAGGAAACGUUGGAAUAGUAAAAGACGCUACAGAGACGACUGCUCGCGUAGAAUUACACUCCACUUGUCAGACUAUCUCCGUGGACAGAUCUCACAUCGCAAAUGUUGCAGUACAAACAAAGGAAGGUGGUUUCAGCAGCUAUAUCAGGACUCCAGCGUAUGUCGUGGGUGGUCAAACACCAAUGUAUGCCAGAGAUGGGUCCAAAACACCUAUGCAUGGCUCUCAGACACCCAUGUACGAAAAUGGUUCUCGUACACCUCAUUAUGGCUCGAUGACACCAUCUCACGAUGGUUCACGUACACCAGGACAAUCAGGUGCCUGGGAUCCAGCAGUUACCAAUACUCCUGCGAGAACGAAUGAUUUCGAUGGAUACAGCAUGGAAGAAGGUGGAUCUCCUGGUUAUGCACCGGGUUAUCCUCCCACUGGUGGACCGUUUACGCCACAGACACCUGGCACGAUGUACGGUUCAGAACAGAGCUUCAGCUCGUAUCAGCCGAGUCCUAGUCCAGCAGGAAGCGCUACUGCGAGUCCUAGCCCUGCAGGAUACGUCGCUACUCCUUCCCCAAGUGGUACUGGGUAUACUACUAGUCCUCAUGGAGCAUUUGCUACGCCUUCACCUAUGGGUUACAGUCCUAUGACUCCUGGAGUUGCUGGUAGUCCAUACAAUCCACAAACACCGGGUGCUGGUCUAGACACCAGCGUAGGGUCUGGAAUCAUUGGAGGAACUGAAUGGCAUACUACAGAUAUUGAGGUUAGAAUUCGUGACUCUCACCAAGAUCCCGCACUGGCUGGUCAACAGGGUGUUAUUCGAGGAAUAUCUGGUGGUAUGUGCGCAGUUUUUCUUCCCGUGGAAGACAGAGUGGUGAAUUUGGUUUGCGAAGAACUAGAACCAGUAGUUCCAUCACGCGGUGAUCGUGUCAAAGUGAUUAUCGGCGAAGACAGAGAAGCGGUGGGCACAUUACUCUCGAUAGAUAAUCAAGAAGGAGUUGUGAAGCUGAACAAGGACGAGGUGAAGAUGUUGCACUUGCGGUUCCUAUGCAAAAUGAAAGCGCCAAAUACGUAAUUUUUCAUUCCAAGACACUCUUCCGUAACACCAGACCGAACCCAUAAAGACAAUUUCAACGACAAGAACAAAGUCAAAGGAUUUUUAACAAGAAUUAUGCGGACAUCGUUAACACGACCAUUUCACGUUGUAUCUCUUGUUUUGUUCAAAAGUAGCAUUCGAAUUAUGUAAAAUAAAUACAUACUAUUAUUGUA
Messenger RNA from Habropoda laboriosa, 3653 nucleotides. It is a transcript of the gene Spt5, whose product is annotated as transcription elongation factor SPT5. Gene Ontology annotation, cellular component: DSIF complex. The transcript has 11 exons. NCBI's taxonomy places the organism in Eukaryota, Metazoa, Arthropoda, Insecta, Hymenoptera, Apidae. Gene Ontology annotation, molecular function: protein binding; mRNA binding. Gene Ontology annotation, biological process: transcription elongation by RNA polymerase II; regulation of transcription by RNA polymerase II; regulation of DNA-templated transcription elongation. The record is from RefSeq and is a predicted model, not a curated record. The coding region runs from base 52 to 3459 and encodes 1135 amino acids.